Molecule: messenger RNA, 2021 nt
Organism: Piliocolobus tephrosceles (Ugandan red Colobus)
Lineage: Eukaryota; Metazoa; Chordata; Mammalia; Primates; Cercopithecidae
Gene: EVL
Product: Enah/Vasp-like
Exons: 14
Coding region: 270-1526 (418 amino acids)
Biological process (GO): protein homotetramerization; positive regulation of actin filament polymerization; actin polymerization or depolymerization
Cellular component (GO): cytoskeleton
Molecular function (GO): SH3 domain binding; profilin binding; actin binding
Source: RefSeq, a predicted model, not a curated record
GGCCUGUGAAGUGCCUCUCAGCCACCCACACUGGUAGGGCUCUGCACUGCUAGCUUCUUGUUUCUCUAUUUUCUACCUAGGUUUCAGUUUUUCACUUGGGUUUGUUUCCCCUUUGUCUCUGGUUCAGCUUCCUUUUCCUGUUUGGUUUUAAGUAGUCUAUAAAAAUCAAGUUGCUGUCUUCAGAGGGUCUGUGGUCCUCUGAUCAGCAUAGCCCGGUGGGAGUACAGGACUCACCUCCUCAGGGUUCCCUGUGCUGCCACUUUUCAGCCAUGGCCACAAGUGAACAGAGUAUCUGCCAAGCCCGGGCUUCCGUGAUGGUCUACGAUGACACCAGUAAGAAAUGGGUACCAAUCAAACCUGGCCAGCAGGGAUUCAGCCGGAUCAACAUCUACCACAACACUGCCAGCAACACCUUCAGAGUCGUUGGAGUCAAGCUGCAGGAUCAGCAGGUUGUGAUCAAUUAUUCAAUUGUGAAAGGGCUGAAGUACAAUCAGGCCACGCCAACCUUCCACCAGUGGCGAGAUGCCCGCCAGGUCUACGGCUUAAACUUUGCAAGUAAAGAAGAGGCAACCACGUUCUCCAAUGCAAUGCUGUUUGCCCUGAACAUCAUGAAUUCCCAAGAAGGAGGCCCCUCCAGCCAGCGUCAGGUGCAGAAUGGCCCCUCUCCUGAUGAGAUGGACAUCCAGAGAAGACAAGUGAUGGAGCAGCACCAGCAGCAGCGACAGGAAUCUCUAGAAAGAAGAACCUCGGCCGCAGGGCCCAUCCUCCCACCAGGGCAUCCCUCAUCUGCAGCCAGCGCCCCCGUCUCAUGUAGUGGGCCUCCACCACCACCACCACCCCCAGUCCCACCUCCACCCACAGGGGCUACCCCACCUCCCCCACCCCCACUGCCAGCUGGAGGAGCCCAGGGGUCCAGCCACGACGAGAGCUCCAUGUCAGGACUGGCCGCUGCCAUAGCUGGGGCCAAGCUGAGAAGAGUCCAACGGCCAGAAGAUGCAUCUGGAGGCUCCAGUCCCAGUGGGACCUCAAAGUCCGAUGCCAACCGGGCAAGCAGUGGGGGUGGCGGAGGAGGCCUCAUGGAGGAAAUGAACAAACUGCUGGCCAAGAGGAGAAAAGCAGCCUCCCAGUCAGACAAGCCAGCUGAGAAGAAGGAAGAUGAAAGCCAAAUGGAAGAUCCUAGUACCUCCCCCUCUCCGGGGACCCGAGCAGCCAGCCAGCCACCUAACUCCUCAGAGGCUGGCCGGAAGCCCUGGGAGCGGAGCAACUCGGUGGAGAAACCUGUGUCCUCGAUUCUGUCCAGAACCCCGUCUGUGGCAAAGAGCCCCGAAGCUAAGAGCCCCCUUCAGUCGCAGCCUCACUCUAGGAUGAAGCCUGCUGGGAGCGUGAAUGACAUGGCCCUGGAUGCCUUCGACUUGGACCGGAUGAAGCAGGAGAUCCUCGAGGAGGUGGUCAGGGAGCUGCACAAGGUGAAGGAAGAGAUCAUCGACGCUAUCAGGCAGGAGCUGAGCGGGAUCAGCACCACGUAAGGGGCCUGCCUCGCAGCGCUGAGACGUCGAGUCCAUCCGGCGACAGAGUACAGCCAGGAGCCCAGCCAGCCCCAGACUCCAGUGCACCGGAGCACACACAGGAGCCUGGGCGCUCUGCCGUGAAACGUCCUGACCUGUGACCACACGUUACAGUGAGGAAACCAAGUGCAACUCCUGGGUUUUUUAGAUUCUACCUGACACAGAACACCAGGUCUGCUCAUCUUUUUUGUGUUUUAUAUUUGCUUAUUUAAGGUACAUUUCUUUGGGUUUCUAGAGAGAUGCCCCUAAGUCACCUGCUUCAUUAGACGGUUUCCAGGUUUUCUCCCAGGUGGCGCUGUUAGCGCCUCAGCUGGCAGUGACCGCCAGCCCGGCGUGGCGCCACUGCACACCGCAGAGCUGUCCAGGCGCAGCUCUGUCCCCAGCGCUCAUGGUGUUGAAACUGUCAUGCACCACGGUGUCUGUGUCCACACAGUAAUAAACAGUUUACUGUCCGCA